This is a messenger RNA of Notothenia coriiceps (black rockcod), 320 nucleotides long. RefSeq names its product meiotic recombination protein DMC1/LIM15 homolog. Gene Ontology annotation, molecular function: DNA strand exchange activity; ATP binding; double-stranded DNA binding. The record is from RefSeq and is a predicted model, not a curated record. The transcript is spliced from 3 exons. Gene Ontology annotation, biological process: chromosome organization involved in meiotic cell cycle; mitotic recombination; reciprocal meiotic recombination. The annotation marks the transcript as partial. NCBI's taxonomy places the organism in Eukaryota, Metazoa, Chordata, Actinopteri, Perciformes, Nototheniidae. Gene Ontology annotation, cellular component: condensed nuclear chromosome.
AUGAAACAUUUGUUGUGUGCAAAGGAUCUCCUGUGGCAAGGUUAUAAUAAUAUUGUGUGUUGCUCCUCAGGUGAACACCAGAUGGAGCUGUUGGACUUUGUCGCAGCCAAAUUCCACGAGGAAGGAGGAGUGUUCAAACUAUUGAUCAUUGACUCCAUCAUGGCUCUGUUCAGAGUCGACUUCUCUGGACGAGGAGAGCUGGCUGAGCGGCAGCAGAAACUGGCCCAGAUGCUCUCCAGACUGCAGAAGAUCUCUGAAGAAUACAACGUAGCAGUGUUUCUCACCAACCAAAUGACAGCUGAUCCUGGGGCAGGAAUGAG